AUGCGUGGCCUGCACUUGCAGGAAGGCGCCACGAUGUCCCGCAAGGCCGACAUCUACUCGGCUCUCGCCCAGCUCGGCCUCGUCACCUUCGACCUCAACGAGCAGGCCGACUUCAGCGACCCCGACAUCCGCGCGGCCACCGAAGCGCUCACCCGGCUCUACCAGGACCCGGCCGAGGGAUACCUGGCCCCCGAGGACGCCGACGUGUUCGAGCGCGCGCUCGAGCUCGGGGUGCUGCGCGUCGACCCCGAGCAGCCGAGGUAUUUCUCCGCGGAGGAAAUGAUGCAGCGCGCUAGGAGGCUCGGGGUGGCUCCGCCGCCCGUCGCGGGGGAGCGCGACAGCCACAGGACCGGCGGGCACGACUCGGCUGCUCCGCAGGCGCUGCCGCGGUUCCGCACGACCGAGGAGGUGAUUCGGCGCGCGCACCAGCUGGGGCUGCGCACGCCUCCUGUCGUGAGCGACGACGACGACGACGACGAUGGUGCGGAGAGGACGCCCGAGCGCGCCGGGACGGAGCACAGCGGCCAGCAGCACUGA
Molecule: messenger RNA, 537 nt
Organism: Pedinophyceae sp. YPF-701
Lineage: Eukaryota; Viridiplantae; Chlorophyta; Pedinophyceae
Source: the annotation of a GenBank genome assembly